AUGGCAUCUCAUCCCGACGACAUCAUCGCCUGGCUCGUCCCAACCACACAUUAUUCUUGGGCCGACAAAUCCACCCAACUCCCCGAAAACGCCUCUCGUAUCAUCUCAUCUCCGAAAUCACACCCGUUUCUCUCAUCUCGCCUCUCCAACCUCACAAACCAUGCUCCCGGGCGAGCCAUCCAACUCACAUUCUCACAACCUCCUAAACGACCAGGCAGCUUCAUCCUCGGCACGGAUCCGAGGACCUGCGAUAUUAUUCUACCCAGCGUCGAGGGUAUCUCGAAACAACACUGCGCAAUCAGCUUCGACGCACAGUCCAGACUGGUGCUGAGCGACUUUUCAGAAAGGGGAACGCAGGUGUGGUACGACUGGGAAAGCAACGGCGACAAAACCGAUUACUCGUGGAUUCUCAGCAGCGGGUGCUCUGACGAGUUCCCCAGUAUGGUGCAGCGCAUCACGGUUGACAUCCAAGGAGUGCGGUUUCAAAUCGUCGUAAACAAUCAUUCAGAUUGGAACACCUUCAGAGAACAGGUCGACAGAUUCUGUGAACAGCCUAGCUGGGAAGAUGCCUUCCCCUGGGUUGAUACCUCCUCAUUACUACUGUCGUCUGCCACGACUCCUUUCCAGCAUGUUGUUGUAAAGAACACAACAAGCGAACCGAUCGGAGAGGUGUAUCUCUGGAACUUGGCACGACCAUGGGAGCCGAUGGUAAAGGCAUCAGCAUAG
Trichoderma virens Gv29-8 is the source of this 726-nucleotide messenger RNA. RefSeq lists its product as uncharacterized. Lineage: Eukaryota; Fungi; Ascomycota; Sordariomycetes; Hypocreales; Hypocreaceae. The record is from RefSeq and is a predicted model, not a curated record. Gene Ontology annotation, molecular function: protein binding. Bases 1 to 726 code for a protein of 241 amino acids. The transcript has a single exon.